UCUGUUCAUGAGAAUGAAUUCGAAGUUGUCCAUUACGCAAUCCAAUAAAUAAGCAAGUUAUCUGAGACAUAUAUAGCGCUGCGAAUGUCCCCCUCAAAGAAGAACAUCUCGAACAAGCGCUACAAUUGAGUCGUGGUGUCUAUUGAGAUUGGAGGCAUACCGGAUCGAAUGUCGGACCUGCUGGAUGCGGAUGAUGAUAUCCACACCGAGCAGCUGUCCCUCAGUGAGAGUCAGCGGAUCCAUGCGCUCGCACAGCUCUGUGUACGCGGGAACAAGCCACGGUCCCACAUCGAAGCGGCGGCCGAGCGCGAUGCGUUCCACGGCGGAGGUCGACGGCCCGAGGUGCUGGAUGGCCAGUUCUCGGAUAGACGUGAACUCCCAGCGCGUUGAGAGCGAGAGGAUCGAGGUCCACUCCUCGACCGAGGCGCAAUCUCGCGUCGCAAAGUCGCUGCCGGACGGGGGAGUCGGUCAGCCCGGGAUGCAGGCAGUCCUGUGGCAGGCACAUACGCGGGAUAGAAAACGGAGAGAAGUCGGUCAAAGUCGACUGUGCAGAUCCCCUCGAGCACGAUUGGGUUCUCCACGACUUCACCUUCAGGCCGCUCCCCCGAUGCCGUCGGCAGAGAGAACAUCCCCGCGAAAGCCAGCGAGUCUCGCUCAAAGAAGUAGCGGUGCACCUUGUACAAAAUUCUCUCAACCUUUCAGCCUCGUUGUCAGCUCUCAUAGUUACCACUCCCGGCGAUUACAAGGCCAGUAGUAACAUACCGAGAAGAUCACGGUGCCAUCUGAGAGGAAGAAUCGCGGGUGUUUCUUUAUCGGACUCUCUUGAAGAGCCAAAGAUACAUUCGACGAGAACUCUUCACCGUAGACAGAGCGCAUUUCGACGGUCGCAGUCGGCUGUGAGAGAGACAAGAUAGGGGCUGCUUCAGAUACCAGACGUCACUCGUCAAUAUCCGAUCAUCAUGAUCGGCGCGUGGCGGUGGCGAUGCAAUCCAUUUCUCUGUGGCCGUCCACAACUUGUGAUCUAUCAUCUCUGGGAUUGCGAAUCUGUACAGACAAUGCAUGCGACGCGGUAUCAAAUGAACGGCUCGCCUUGCUCCGUUCCCUACUCAGAGGGCAUGGAUGUAACGUACAGCGUCUCCAAGUUCGCAAAUUGAAGCGCCUUCACCCUGCAGAGUCGCCCUCGAUGAAACUGUAGCUUUUCCCUCGUCGCUCGCGCGAUGAUAAACAGAUCCUCCGCUCUAGCACUGGGCGUCUUCGGCAAUGGUUUCGCCGAGUAGAUGGUGUCUCUAGAUCGCUGCCGAGUAGACUCGUGUUCGCAUUUGCCGGGUUGGUACGAUGAAGGAUAGUUCGUCAUUGUGAUCUGUGCGUAGAGGUUAGAGCGGAUUGGAGACAAGAAGCGUGAGCGGCAGGGGCACCCACCUGGGUGCUCUGCUCCAGAAAUAGGAUCUUUGCUCUCCCAAAGCAUGUUGACGGGACAAAGCCCAUUGCCAUCCGCAUCAAUUUCCAGACAAAGCGCAGCCUCGUGUGUGGCCCAACCGGGGAGACAAUGACAACUUCGGAGCCACGGCCUGCUUCAAAAGGAAGGCAAUGGAUUCAUGCAUGGCUUGCUCCUCGUCACGAUCCGCCGCCAGAGCGUACAAAUUACACUUGGUUCUACGCUUCCGCCGUCCCUCUCGUCUAUUCCAUCUCCAGUUUCCCCCAAGCGGCUUUCGUUUCACCCCCUCUCCGUGCAUGUUCAAUCACACAGAAAGACUACAAAAGAUGGACUCGCAGAGAUUCGAGAUCUCCAACAAAGCGUGGGCGCGCGAAUCUUAUGCAUCUUCGUCGUGUUCUUCCGGCGCGUCUAUAUCCUCCAUCCGCUGCAGCUCGCCGGCGUACGACCUCUCGCGCUUCUCGUGUGUCUCGUCUGUGCUGGACUUCCCGGCGGACGCGCUAUCGGACCUGGAGUCCUCACGCUCGUCCGGCGCAUCGAGCUCCAGCGCCGCGCUACCAGUGUAUACCUAUCCGCCACGCCCAGAACGGAUCCCUGCCACCGGCAAACGCAAGCAAGUCACUCUACAGCAGGAAGUGGAGGAGGAGGAGGACGCCGAACCGAGCUCGGACACCGUCCUCGCAAUACUCCGGCCCUCCGUCCGCCUUCCCCUCGGGCUGCGACGCUUCGCGCGACCCGCAAAACCCGUCAUCUCACGCCCGGGGUCAGCCAUCCCGCACGCGGCGUUACCGCGCAGCUUCGGGUGCCUCUCCGCGUCUGCAUUCGAGGACGAGCUGGACGCGAUGUUGACUGGUGGGGCGGUGCGGGUGGCUGUGCGGGUCGACCGGGUGGCUGGGAGUUGGACUGAGGAGUGGGAUGCGCCUGCCGAGCAGGAGCACGAGAGGAGGCGCCGACGCGCGAUGGAGCCUGUCAGUUUCGUUCACAUACGUCGAGCACGAUGA
Messenger RNA from Mycena citricolor, 2433 nucleotides. The record is from the annotation of a GenBank genome assembly. NCBI's taxonomy places the organism in Eukaryota, Fungi, Basidiomycota, Agaricomycetes, Agaricales, Mycenaceae.